Messenger RNA from Cyphellophora attinorum, 1314 nucleotides. RefSeq lists its product as uncharacterized. NCBI's taxonomy places the organism in Eukaryota, Fungi, Ascomycota, Eurotiomycetes, Chaetothyriales, Cyphellophoraceae. The coding region runs from base 1 to 1314 and encodes 437 amino acids. The record is from RefSeq and is a predicted model, not a curated record. The transcript has 5 exons.
AUGCAUGCGAUAAUACUGACUCUAGGUUUCGCCGCCCUCGGUGCCGCCUUUCAACCUGGACAGAUUGGUUCGAAAGGCCUUCACAUUAAGAGAUACGCUCAGAUACCAGCGAAGCAAGCCGUGGUGGCUGAUGGCUUUGCCAAAAUUGAGCGCCGACAGGACGAGAACGUCCCUCCCGUGCCAGAGGCAGUCGACAUCCCCCCUUACACACCGGAGGCUAAAUGCGAUGACUACGAUGGCUAUCUCUACUCGACCGGAGGGUAUACCUAUCAGCUGCAGUGCAACACUGUCUACCUAGGCGAUCCUCUAGGGCAGACGACAGUCGACACCUACACAGACUGUAUCAACUACUGCGUCAAUGAUUUCCCACUUGAGUCGGUAGAGCCGCCUGAUGUGGGAUGCGUCGGUGUCUUCUGGAAUGCUCCAUACGAAGGGCCUGGCGACUGCACUGCCUUCUCCGACCUUACCAGUACACCGCCUGCGAACGAAGUUGGUGGCUAUCAAGAGGCUGCGUUGGUGGUAUACGGUCCAGCAGGGGAGACCUACGCCACCCCGAGACCAUAUACGGCGAGCUCGACAACAGCGCCGCCUGCCACGAGCACCGAGACGACGAGUUCGACUCCUGAGCCGACGCUUGGGGCUGGUGAUGAGUCCUACAUUGCUGUCACGGCUGAAUUGCCGCGCGUCAAGCGUGCAAUCUACUACAUUGCCAUCGGUCUGGAUGGAUUCGCUGUAUUGGUCACGGACUUCACUGAGGCAUCUGUGUUUUCUGUUGAUGCAAACGGUGCGCUCAUAAGCAACGGUGUCGUCAUUGGGCCAAGCAGUGACAGUGGCGUAGCUUCACUGCAAGUUACUGAGCCACCAGUGAACACUCCUUUCUACUGGGAAAUCCAGGGAGGCUCACUUACCUUCGGAACGGCCACUUUCUGUGCCAGUGGAGUGGCAGGCGAUGGAGUCAAAGAGGUUUCGGUCGUAUUUCCAGACGGCCAGACAAGCGACAAUUGUUCACCGAUCCUGAUCUCGACCGUGUCGCAAGCAGUGCCACAGGAUCCCAGCACGACCACCACGACUACCGGCUCCGCAUCUGGUGGCACGCCAGCGUCAUCUGGCACCGUCGUAGCCCCAACUACUUCCGGCGGCAGUCCUUCGGCCUCUACGUUCGGCUUCAGCAGCCCAGAGCCGAGCUUCACGACUGGCACUCAGUCAGACACAUUCACUUGGGAUGUCAAUAUGACAUAUCCACCGUCGACUCCCACGUUCAGCCUCCAACAACUUCGGGGCCCUCCGUACCUGCACAAGCUACCAACUACCUGA